AGUUUCCAAAUGAGGUUUGGAUUUAAUACUUCACUUCCAAAACCUUCCUCUUUGUAACGCUUUGGCAUUUGGGACUUUCUCUCUUCUCUCAAAUAAUACUUGGCGAAGUCAUCUCCUACCUCCCGCAAUCGCAUCCUCCCCCUCUUCUUAACAUCCUAACAACAAAGCAUUUGUAGUUGUAUCUCUAGUCGGCGCCGCCUCUGCAAACCACCUCUCGUUCUCUGCUGCUGCUUUUCUCGAAGGUCCACUCCAUGCCAACAAUGUCAGAAGACUCAGAAUCCCCGGUUUUCAAUAAGAUGAUGCUUAGUUUUCGUGAAAAGUGCAGGUAUUAUACUGGUUAUCCCAAGGAUUUAGGCCCAUCACGUGUAAUCCAUUUUACGUCAGAGCGUCAAUUUGUCCAGGUUCUUCAUCAAGGUCACCCUGUGGUUGUUGCUUUCACUAUAAGGGGAAAUUACACAAAACAUCUUGACAAAGUAUUAGAAGAGGCUGCAGCAGAAUUUUACCCUCAUGUCAAAUUUAUGAGAGUUGAGUGUCCAAAGUAUCCAGGCUUCUGUAUAACACGGCAACAGAAGGAAUACCCGUUUGUUGAAAUAUUUCAUACACCAGAGCAAGCUGCUGCCCAGGGAAAGGUCGCUGAUCCAAAUGUCACCAAGUACUCAGUGAAAGUCCUGCCUUUCAGUCAUGACCUCAGUAAUUAUGGAUUUAGAGAAUUUUUCAAGCGCCACCGAAUUCAAAUACCUAACCAGGAGUGAGCUUAAUGAGGUUAUAGUUCUCUGCUCUCCAGUUCUUGUUGAGCUUCACCGUGGACUGUGAACAGCACUGUUUGUGGCGUGUUUUGGGCCUUUUGCAGUUGCUUAAUUCACUGUACCAUCAUUGCAGGAUUAGAGACCCUCGAAUAAUUUUUCCUGAAUAUUUGACCAAAACUGUCUAUGGGGUGGAGAAGCUGAAUUUUAUUUAUUGGAAAAGUACAUAACACUUCCUCCUGCUACCUGAAGCUGAAAUCUCGGUCUUUGCGUUGUUGCCCAGAUUGGCUUUUUCAUGUAAUCUAUCACGCAAUUGUAACCUCUACUUGAAGGGAAUUUAGCUGGUGAAUCCUUGUGCUCUGAAAGGUGGUAGUAUAAUUAUUAGGGUUGUAUUGGGUAUUAUGUUUUGGCACCCUUUUUCCAUAUUUUUCAAGUUAUCGCCGGGAAUGAAUUAGAAAAAUGUUAAUGAUGCUGAA
Messenger RNA from Spinacia oleracea (spinach), 1219 nucleotides. RefSeq lists its product as uncharacterized. Lineage: Eukaryota; Viridiplantae; Streptophyta; Magnoliopsida; Caryophyllales; Amaranthaceae. The record is from RefSeq and is a predicted model, not a curated record. The coding region runs from base 252 to 752 and encodes 166 amino acids. The transcript has 7 exons.